Molecule: messenger RNA, 1023 nt
Organism: Trypanosoma conorhini
Lineage: Eukaryota; Euglenozoa; Kinetoplastea; Trypanosomatida; Trypanosomatidae
Product: mucin-associated surface protein (MASP)
Exons: 1
Coding region: 1-1023 (340 amino acids)
Source: RefSeq, a predicted model, not a curated record
AUGGCUGGCCGUGCGCUGUUGGUGUACGCCCUCUGCGCGCUGUGCUGCGCCGCCGGCGGGGGCUGGGCGUGGCCUAUGGAGUACUGCAAAGAUGAGCAUUGGACGCUUUUGAAGGCGGUUAAACCCGAGAAAUGUUACACAGAACUUCUCCAAGAGUACUGUGGCCGCAACACGGAGUUUGUGGCGCGAGCCAUGAGGAAUGCCACUGAGCUUGAGAAGGGCGGUCCGUGUGGUGCGGAGUUGCGGCGCCAAGCUGCCGUUGGUGAUGAUCAGGGUGGUGGCUCACGUGCCGGGACGGGUCACAGUGCUGCAGCGCCUUCUCAACCGGGUGGUGCUACCCAAAGAAACGCAGAGGAGUCGCCUGUGCGAGCGCACGGGGCGCAGGAAGCCGGCGGUCCCUCCACAGCCGUUCCUGGGGCCGCGCCCACCGCAGGUGGAGGGGAUCACUUGAGUCCGGAGAGCGGAGGAGAACAAACAGCCUUGUCCUCUGCUACAGCUGGGGGCGUGCCUGCUGUCGACAGUCCGACUCAAGAGGGCACGGUGGGGAACGCCGCCGGGGCUUCACCGCCUGAGAGCGCGGUGCAACGAAGCCCGGUCCAGCGCGACAAUACCCCCGCAGCUACGGCAGUCGCUGGGGAAGCUUCAGAUGCGGCACAAGACACUCCCGGUGGCGGGGAAAGUAAUAACCUCGGGAGUAUCAGCGACAGCAGCCCCGCGGUGCAGCCGCAGCCGGCGAGUUCCGUGGGGACAAACGAAGCUGGUCAGCGAGAACAAGAGCAGCCCGCAGUGCCCACACCCAAGCAAGAAACGGAAACGAGUGGCGAGAGAGGAGAAGCCACUCAGCCGGCAGCGGGGACGGCUGCUCAAGCGGCGACCACCACCACCACCAACUCGACGAGUGCAACGAAGGCGGUGUCUGGCGACAGCGACGGCAGCAGCACCGCGGCCGCGCACUCCGCCUCCCCCCUUGCGCUGCUUCUUCUGCUUGCGUGUGCGGCUGCCGCAGCGGUGCUGGCCGCGUGA